Molecule: messenger RNA, 423 nt
Organism: Hyposmocoma kahamanoa
Lineage: Eukaryota; Metazoa; Arthropoda; Insecta; Lepidoptera; Cosmopterigidae
Product: ectonucleoside triphosphate diphosphohydrolase 5-like
Exons: 4
Coding region: 1-423 (140 amino acids)
Biological process (GO): nucleoside diphosphate catabolic process
Cellular component (GO): membrane
Molecular function (GO): nucleoside diphosphate phosphatase activity
Source: RefSeq, a predicted model, not a curated record
AUGUACGAGCUGCUUGUCUCGUACAGUAUGAUGUCAAAUGACACACCUUCUCUUGAUACUGGCGAUGUCUAUUACGUGUUGGUGGUAGACGCCGGCUCUACGGCGUCCAUGAUCCAUGCUUACAAGUUCUCUCUACCUACAGGCCGACGUAGACAAAAUACCCUGGGAAAGAAAAAUCCAUUGUCAUCUCUAGAAAUGGGCGAGGUGUCUGCCCAAGUGACGUUUGCGUUGAAUCCCGAUGGCAAUUCUAAUCAUUUAUCAAAGGACGAGUUUGUGAGACCUGCUGUCUUUAAUCGUACACUUUACUCUCAUAGUUACCUAGGGCUGGGUAUCGAAGAAGCUCGUUUUGGCACACUUCAGUUGGAAGCUGGUGAUGUCAGGACUGAAAGUUUCAUUUCUGUUUGUCCGAUGAUGGUCCGAUGA